UGUAAGAAAUUGGUCAUAUGAUGAAAAUCUCGAGUGUUGAUCCUUUAGACAAUACAGAUUUUUGAUUUUUUUUUUUAAUGAAAAGUAUCUGAGUGGCACGAUUCGAAGGAACAACACCAUGAACACAGAUGGCAGAUGGUAGUGAAAAUGGCAUCUGUCCUGUUCACAAGAUGCCUCUUGAUCAAGAUUGUGUAAAACACAGGGUUUCACAGUGUGAUUUGAUGAAAGACGACCAGGUUUCAGAGAAGGAGCAAUUAUGGAUGAGGGAUGUUGAACAAAGUCUGCCCAGACAGCCCACGGCCCCAUUGCAGACUGAUUCAAUUAGUCCUCCUUCUUACGAGGAAGUAGUUCAAAGACAAGACGAAGUUGGAGCAACAGGAGUCAGUUCUUAUUCUCCUUUUAUGUCCAACACAAGUAUCCAGCCUCCUGAUGCUGCUAUCCCAAUACCGUUACCUGUUAACUAUGGCGGGUUUUACCCUCCUAUGCCGCCUUCAGUGCAGGGGUUUGGCUCUGAUAACACAUCUUUCCAUGGUCAAAAUUUAAGUGGACCUUACAAAGAUCUGUCUAUGGGUCGUGAGACAUAUGAACAUCCCUUUCAACAGGGAAAUAAUGUAAAGCAAUGUGAAGGACCAGCCAUCUUACAAAAUUUUGGAAAAGCUUCAAGCGGACCUCCAAAACAGCUUAAAUUUCUGUCAAACAUCGUUCCUAGACAUUUGGAUGAACACGAGCCAGCUGAGAUAUCAGGGAUCACUUUUCUGGCGAACGGUAAUAUUGUAAUAUCUGAUAAAGCAAACUUUUCACUUAAGAUGUAUGAUGACAUGAAAAUACUGCUCGGGCACAGAAAAUUUGAUUAUAAACCCUAUGAUGUCACACAAGCCCCAACAGGCGAUAUUGCUGUUGCAUUUCCAAAAGAGCACAGAGUUAAUUUUUUUAGGUCACAUGACCUUUCCCUUGUUCCAAAUGCGUGGGUUACUAAUCCAAAAUCAAAAUGUUUUGGUUUAACUUCAAGUGAUGAGUACCUUUUUGUCAUCUGGAAAGAAAGCGAUGAAUCUGAAAGCAUUCGUAUUUAUAAUGAACAUUACUCUGAACUUCGAAAACUAGCCGUAUCCGCCGAACGCUCUCUGGCCAUAGAUCCAACAACUCUGGAUGUAUUUUACAGAGUUUUCAAUUUUGGCAACGACCAAAUCAAGUGUACCCAUGCCUUCGGCGACGCCAAAACAAAAUGGAAAAUUAAGAUUCCAAAUCCAACAGUUGAAGGACUGGCAUUUUUAAAAUCCGGAAUCCUUGUAUCAUCUUACUCUGCAGUACAUUUUGCAGAUUUUAGGGAUCACAGUUUUACGCCACUUUUGAAACUAAGAUACGCAAGCCACCUAGCUGUGAACAGAGACCGGUCCAUGAUUGCGCUGGUGAUUAAUGAAUGUAAUCUAACUGACAAUAAGAAUGAUGUUGUACAGUUGUAUGAUAUUGUUUACUGAGACUUUAACUUUGAUAAGAUUCUGAAAUAGAUACUUUCAUUGUCUCUGAGAGAUUAUUGUUUUGUGUAAAACGUUUUGACAAUCCCACUGACUAUUCAAAUUAGAAAUCUUGAACAGCUGACACUCAUGUUUAAACUGAAAAAGUAUAUUAAAAAUUUAUUAGAUCAAAUCGUCUCUCUUAAAGAUUAGCAUUGCCGUAAUCAUGAAUUAUACAGUGCAUGUAUUUUCAUUAUAAAUAUUUAUAUGAAGAGAGGUACCAGUUGAUAAUGAAUGCGAGAAUAGAAGGAUGCAUUCAAUGACAUAUGAAGAUAACGAACAGUAUUCAAUCUCG
Messenger RNA from Saccostrea echinata, 1806 nucleotides. RefSeq lists its product as uncharacterized. The record is from RefSeq and is a predicted model, not a curated record. The coding region runs from base 129 to 1475 and encodes 448 amino acids. The transcript has 2 exons. NCBI's taxonomy places the organism in Eukaryota, Metazoa, Mollusca, Bivalvia, Ostreida, Ostreidae.